Molecule: messenger RNA, 8120 nt
Organism: Cyprinus carpio (common carp)
Lineage: Eukaryota; Metazoa; Chordata; Actinopteri; Cypriniformes; Cyprinidae
Product: A-kinase anchor protein 6-like
Exons: 18
Coding region: 566-7198 (2210 amino acids)
Source: RefSeq, a predicted model, not a curated record
AAUUGGGCUUGCUUUGCUUGAGGGCGGCGAACGUGGUAAAGAUAGUUGGAUUGUUGAGGAAGUUAACAAUUUAUUCACUCUCACAUCCUUUCUGUUGGUCAUGCCCGAAUCGAAAUGAGUUUUGAAUGAGUCACGAAAUGACCUGUGAGUGAGUCAGCUGUAAACGAGUAAAUUUAAACUGCACCUGCCACCAUCAGUACUCACCUGCGGUGCCGUGUUUACCAAGGAUUUGGUGUCUAAUGAUGCGAAAACAAGUUCUGCUUCCUCUCUCAUCUGUAGCCACACCCACCGGAGGCCCCACAGCGGGAGCACCACCCCUCUCCAGCCAAUGGCAGCGCAGCACGGCCACGCCAUCACUCCUCAGUUUCCAAGGUAACCGGGCUGCUCUCCUGAAAGGCGCUACAUCAUCAGCAUCCGUCCAGCGAGGACUGCUCGAAGCAGGCAGCCCUGCAGUGGAUCGUAUAGCAGGCACCUCCCUCACACAACGCACUGGAUGGAAAAAUGGAGUAGAUAGUGUUAUGCUAAACCAAAAAUCCCCGUCCUCAGGAUCACGCUGUGUUUCACCAUGAAUGUUGCUGUAUCACCGAUGGCCAGUGAGGCUUCUUCCCCUAUGAUAACCUCUGUGACUCCCACCCUAGAACCCGGCCCCAAUAAACAUGAUGAUCCGUGUGGGCCCAGCGUUAGCGGAGACGGGUCGACUCAAAAACAAGAUCCCUACCGCAGGUACCAAAAACCCCCUCCUCUCCACACAGGGGCCGAUUGGAAGGUGGUUCUGCAUCUGCCGGAGAUCGAGACCUGGCUGAGGACCACGACAGAGAGAGUCAGAGACCUCACACACUCUGUGCAGCAAGACAGCAUCAAUAGACAUGUGGAUGUGCACCUGGUACAACUCAAGGACAUCUGUGAAGACAUAUCCGAUCAUGUCGAGCAGAUCCACGCACUGUUGGAGACCGAGUUCUCCCUGAAGCUCCUGUCCUACUCCGUGAACAUCAUAGUGGACAUCCGGAGCGUGCAGCUCCUCUGGCACCAGUUGCGAGUGUCCGUGUUGGUUCUGAAAGAGAGGCUUCUCCAGGGCCUCCAGGACUCCAACGGCAACUACACCCGCCAGACUGACAUACUGCAAGCCUUCAGCCAGGAUCACGAUGAGGCUCGGCUGGACGCUUUGACAGAAGUGGACGACUCUGGUCAACUGACCAUUAAAUGCAGUAAGGACUACUUCUCCUUGGACUGCGGUAUCACUGCUUAUGAACUGAGCGACUACAGCCCUAUUGACGACCCCGAAGGUCGAGGGCCACGCUCCCUUUAUCCCGAGUUGGAGCAAGACUUUCCAGAACUGCUUCAGAGUGUGGAUCUCCUCAACAUUGCAGCCUCUAGACAAAACCAGGUGUCAUCUCCACCUGCAGAAGAGUCUGUUACCCCCACCCAGGAACCUCAAGAGACAAUCAGUGGUCCCACUAAAGAAGAAAGUGCACCAGAUUCAGCAAUGCAGGGAGAUAGUGGCUUUGGCCUUUCCAAACGCCCUCUUCAAGGUGGCUUUAAGAGUGACGUCUCUCCCACACAGCCUCUGCCUAAAAAGCCCAUGUAUCUGAGGGGUGAUGGGGACACAAGGUGCACUAGGUCUUCGCCUCUCCAGUACCAAGCUGACUUGAGCAGAAGCACACCCUCCCUUCUGGAUACACCAGAUCGCGCCAAGUUCUGGCUGGAGCUGGAAUCAGUUUAUCCAGGCAAUGGGAGUCAGUCCUACGAGAGUCUCCAUGCCGUGAAUGGAGGGAUCUUGCAGAUGAGUCUCAAGAGACCUUCUGUGUCCACUGAAGUUCCUCUGGAGAGACACUCACCAGAGGCUGUGCAGGGAUUCCACACGCAGAAGCACUUGACAAACUUCAAGACUAUGCACUCCAAAGCCAAGCAGGCUUACAGUGACUCUUCCAGCCCACCACCAUCCUCAGGGGAGGACAUCUCAGACCCAGACCAGCGGGAAAUGUCAUCCAGUCCAGACGAUCAAGCUCCCACCACAGGUUCUCUCUGGAUCGUGAACCAGAAUGGUUUGUGCAUCUCCAACGCAUCGGGGAGCUCCAAAGAACACUGGUAUGGUUCGGAUGAGUUCCUCGCUCUUCCCGCCCAGCUGAAAAAGACAGAGAUGUUAGCAUUGAAGCUGGAAAGCCUCGCUCAGGUUUUACCACAAAGGGGCCUGGAGGAGUCCAUCCAGGAUGUGGAUGACUGGGAGCUCACUGAGGCCAACCCUGAUUGGGAGAGCAGCAGUGAUCUCCUUUUGCUUCACCCCUAUAAGAAGCCCUCCCGAGCCGGCCGCUUUUCACCUACCUCCUCGAGUGACGUGGCACCUUCCCUGGAUGACAGCAUCGAGUCUGGCCCACUCAGCGACCUGUUGUCUGAGGAUGAUGGGGCGCGAAGCACACCAGAAUCCAGGGGUAGAAAUAUAUCGGCUGGCCAGCCCAAUGCACCAAAGAUGAUGUUUCAGUGCACACCCUUGAUACAGCAACUGCUAGCAGAUAUUCACCACCAAGAGAACUACCAUGAUGUCUGGGCGAAGAUAGAGGGUUUUGUCAGCAAACUGGAUGAGUUCAUCUGUUGGCUGAGAGAUGCUCUAGAAACCACAGACAACUGGACGCCACCCAGAGCUGAUAUCGACAGCCUCAAACUCUACCUGGAAACUCACCUUAGUUUCAAACUCAACGUGGACAGUCACAGUGCCCUUAAAGACAGUCUCCUGGAAGAAGGACGGCAGCUCCUGGAGCUCAUCACCUCCCACAAAUCAGGUACGGUUCUGCCGAGCCACACAUUUAUUAUUAAUGUUUGUAUUAACAUAGUGACCUUCAGAAUUUAUAAAUCCUCAAUCAGUAAUGCUUAUGGCCGAUCUGGUAAACAUAAACCUGUCGGCCAUGCGCUGAAAUACGGUGUGGCAGAAUUACCUUAUCACGAGUGCACAUUUAAGCAUGCCUCUCAGAGCCGAGCUUUCCAGGUUUCUCCUUCUGUAGUUCAGUACACAGCCGAUAAGACAGAUGAUUUUGUAAUUGCUCUGCCCGGCAGUUGGAUCAAUGGCAUUCUGGUAACUGAGGCUGCUGAGAUCAUAUCUAUUCUGAUUCUUUCUCUCUGUUUGUUUUGGUGUCAGCAGGUGGAGGUCCAACAGAGCCAUCGAGAGGCCCAGAAAGAUGUUCUGGAUCAGAUGAGAGUGAAACUUAAAAGUCAACAGUUCUGCUCCAACAGCAGAAGCGUCGACUUCACCCUGAUGUCCAAGUCUAACAGCCUGUCAGAGUUUGAGGCGGAGUAUCAGGAGCUCUGGGAUUGGCUGAUGGACAUGGAAUCCAUAGUGACGGACAGCCAUGAUCUGAUGAUGUCAGAGGAACAGAGGCAUCACCUGUAUAAGGGGAACAGUGUUGAGAUGUCCAUGUGGCUUCCUAAGAAGACGCAGCUUCUGGGUUGGUCUGAAUCUCUGAAGAGGAGCGGCACUGAACUUCCUGCUGACUUUGACCAGCGGCUGACGGCCCUCAGGAGCAAAUGGGAUCAACUCGAGAAAAUCCUGGCGGAGCAUGUGGAGCCCAGUGUGGGCCAGCGGAGUCAGCGUGAACUUCUGUCUCCAGACACCAAUAGGAUGGUGACCCAGCUGGAGAGCCGGAUAAAGGAGUUAAAGAGCUGGCUCAGAGACACUGAGCUCUUCAUCUUCAAUCUGAAUCUCAGACCAGACGCACAACAAUGUGAGAGCGGCACUCAAGAUGCUGAUGACCCACAACACGACCCGCAGGACACCAAACAGCUGCAGCACUUCAAGGCUCUGUGUAUGGAGGUGCGGGGCAGACGGAAGGGCAUUUCCUCCGUGCUGAGGCUCUGUCAGAGGCUGCUGGAUGGGCCUGAACAUCAGAGCUCAGAGGCAGAGCGCCAGUCACUGCAGCUGCUGCAGGUCAACCUGGAGAGACGAUGGGAGGCCAUCGUCAUGCAGGUCCUUCAGUGGCAGACCAGACUGAAACGCUCGCUGGGCAGAGACCAGGUCCCUGAGAACCUCAUUGAGCCUUCUCUCAUGGACCUCCAUGGCCAGACGGAAGACUCUUGGGAGUGGGAUGAGAUGGACAUGACCAUCUGCGAUCUGGAUAGACAGGACUGUGAAGAUGAGGAAAACCCUGGAUCUAAGUCCCAGCUUAAUUCCCCAAAGGAGCCUUUAAGUCUCACCGAGUCAUUCCCAAAUGACACACGGUGCGAAGCAGCCUUGAGUUCGGCAGAAUUGAAUGCCUCUUCUUCUCGUGUGUAUCAGGUGUACAGUCUGCCUUAUGUUGAACUCUACCAACAACCCCAGUAUAAUCACAAAUCAUCCUCAACCAAAUCCCAACAGUCACUGUUGAAGCGCCAGAGCAUGGAUUCCUCCUUCUCCUCAGCUGAAUCCUUACCUGACAUCCUGGGAGACCUGUUGAAGGGGAAGCAGGAGCUGCUAUCAGAUUCAGCCAGGAGAUCCGAGAGUGAAAGUGGGAUAGUCAGUGAAGGGGACAUGGAGACCACAGGUAACUCUGAGGUUUGCCUGCUGUUCCAGAGUGAUGAUCCGAAAGUUUGUGUUACUCUCACCCUUCCUACCGGAGAAGAUUCACUUAAUGGAGACAGAGUCUCUGAUGAAGACAUAGAUAGAGUUUUGGAGCGUGCCAACAAGUGUGCAGAAUAUGGUGACAGUCUUACCAUUGGGCAGAGAGACCAGCAAUGGCAUAUCAUGAAAAAGAAGAAAGAGGAUAGUGGAGAAAGCAAAAGGAAACACCACAAGGAACCAGCGAAGAUUCAUGCCAACGGCUUUGGGCUAAGCCAAGAGGCUAACGACAAAUAUCUCAACAUGAGCGGAGACAAAGAUAGGGUGACUACACACCGAAAGCUCGAAAAGGAGUUUGCUCAGCUCUCCCAGGGGUCUUCCCUUGACUCUCUUUUCACCGGAGGAGAGUUAUUCCCAUCGAACAAAGAGGCACUGACUCGUAGCACUUCCCUGGAAAGUUGGCUUGCUCCAUGUAAAAGCGCAGAAGAUGUGGGGAGUAAGGAAAGUCUGAGGGACAAUGAAUCAACUGUGGAGUCCACGGGGGAACUCAGCAGAAGAACUCUGGAACUUCUAAAACGCCUUGAGAACAUCCAAAGCCCUCUUGCAAUGAAGAUGACACGUAGCGUCUCUGACGUAACGCUCCAGAGCAGCUCACUGUGGCGUGGGUCACGCUCGGCUGGUGCUCCCUCCUCCAUUAACGAGAGCUCGGCAGCCUCGCUGACAGAGUUGAGCAGCACUGAGGACUCGUCCGUGGCAUCCGAGGACCUAGCUGUGCAAAUGAACCGCUGCGUGGCUGCUGAGUCCAAUGCAUCCUUCCGUAAACAAACCGACGAGACCGACGCAAGCAUCAGUAUGGUCGUCAAUGUUUCCUGCACUUCAGCCUGUACUGAUGAUGAGGAUGACAGUGAUCUUCUCUCCAGCUCCACUCUGACGCUUACUGAAGAAGAGCUCGGUAUUAAAGACGAUGACUCUAGUGUAACCUCAGAGGAGGAGUACAUUGAAGGUUCCCUUGCUCUUGGGCUGGAUUAUAUAAAGGGUGAGUUUCAAAGCUGGAUGAAGCCUAGAUCUCAGAAUAAAGAGAAAAAUGAGGCAGAUCUAGUGGAUGAACUGCAGUGUGGCACCAUGUCUAAAGACACCCUGUCACCCGUUAAGACCGCCAACGAUCGUAACUUUCUCAGCCGGUCUGCACUGAAACUCUUAGAAACCAACACUAAUGGGAAAAACAAGAGCCUCAAGCAACAGGAGGUGGAUGGCAACCGCAGGGAUGCUACCAGGAGCUAUAUCACCCGCUUUGUGGAUGACAUGGAGAACGGCAAUGUCGAAAGCACUCACAUUGAAGGGAAAGAUGAAGACGAUGAGCUGCUGAGGGAAGAGGGAAGUCUGCUAACCAGGAAAGGGGAAUCAUUUAAAAACUGUUAUGUGGAGGACGGCGUCAAAAGUGAUAUGGUGGCCGCCAACUCACCAUCCUCAUGCGAACAGUUGAGCUUGAGCUCCCUGGAAGGGCAGUUGAAAGGCGAGUUGCCCUGUCACAAUUCCCACUGUCCCUCCUCCUCCAUAUCUCCCAUAGACGAGUGUUCAGGGUUAUCUGCACACACUCACAGCCGACAGAAGCAACUCGCCGCCUUUCUGAAUGAUGUCCACGAGAACCAUCAAGAAAGCUCUUCAGAUAGCUGCAAAGACCCUGCUUUCAUCUCUGAAGAGGCCAAGAGUGACAGUGUCCAUGACUUUGUGAUGGAGAUCAUUGACAUGACAUCUGUGGCCCUGAAGACCAAAGAGGCACAGGCAGAGCAGCCUAGGGAGGUUUGUAGCCCAACGUCUGUAUCUCAGAUCAGAGAGAAGGUCCUCGAGCACUCCCAUCGGCUUAUCCAUUUGCGCAAGGGAGACUUCUACUCCUAUCUGUCCCUGUCCUCGCAUGAUAGCGACUGCGGAGAGGUCAGCACCUGCGCGGAGGACAAGAGCAGCACCCCGAUUCUUUCGAGUACGCCAGAUCUCCAUGACGAAGAACCGCUCUUUGAGGCCUGCACCGAGGAAGUGUACCUGGGCCCUCCUCUCUGUUACAGCAUGUCCAUUAGCAAACGGCCCACGAGGCAAGCCACCAAACAAAUAAAGCCGGCCAUCCUCCUGAGCCCAGCACCUUCAUUGGGCUGCGAUGAAUUCCAAAAAGCACAUGGUAUUUCUCAAGCAAGUGUAGCUGGUAGCCAGCCAGAGUGCCAUAAUGAGGCGCCUUAUCUUAAUCCUUUACCAUGUGAAACCCCGAUAGAUACUGUUGAAUGUUUUGCAGAUACUAAAAUGCUUGAAUCCAAUAUUUCCCCUGUAAUGACUAAGAUAAGAGUCUCUUGCUCCACUACAAAUCCUUUAAAAGAGGAUGGCAGCCUUUAUAUUAAUCCCAAAAUUAACUGUCCGCUGAUAAGGAAGACUGAUAGCGAUGAAAGGGCUCUUGCUUCACAGUUGAUGAAACAGAAGAAUGUCGGGAAGGGGUGCCGCUCUCUACAGGAAUCCAAGUCGACUCAUAAACAGCUGGCAAAGUCAGAGAGCAGCGGUGGUGUUGCAGAGGGCUGCAGGGUUCAGAUCAGCGGUCCGCAGACAGACAGCUCAUCUGCAGGAAGGAGUAGAGUCAGCAGCAGGCCUCAGGUCAAGAGAUUCUCUGGAAGUCUCGCCACACCUGUGUGUAAACGCUGACUGAUCUAGUGGAGGCUCUCUGUGGUCUGACACACCACCUCUGUGUGGUGAUGUGGGGGUCUGGAACGGACACCUAAGUGGAUGUUAGUGCAUGGGCCAUUAGUCUGGCACUUUAGAGAUCUAAGUCCUUCAUCCUCAGCUCCCUCAUCCCUCUUCCUCCUGGCUGCUUUGCUAUUUACCUGUGACCUUUGCCCUCCUGGUGACCACCACUUCAAGCUCCACACUAGACUGAGCUACCUCACCAGUCUUCCACCAUCCCAACCCUACCUGACACUGAAAGUACACCACUAUAGUACACAAGCCUCUUCUAUCAUAUCCCUGACGAUACUAGACCUGAUCUGCCAGCUAGCAACAUCUAAGCAGGUUCAGCUGUUUCAUGCCUAAACGUUGAGGCAUGUUAUUUGAGGGUCGCCCCAUCAAUCAGUAAUGUGUUCCUAAUCAGCCUCGAAUGAGACGUGACGUCGUGGUCUCUCAUGUGGAGGUUAUCAAACAGGCGUCACGUUCCUCUCUAGCUGACUGACGUAGCGCCACAGUUUCUAUGCAACACGACGGUUGUGUGAUGUUGUGUGGCAUGUGAUCUAUGGCAGUUUGAUGCGAUACUGUUUUUUUUUAACUCCCUGAUAAACAAAGAAAUGUAUAAACUUUUUGUGCCUUGCAGUUACUACAUUUUGUUAAACACUGCUUCACCCCCCUCGUGUGUCCUGUGAUCGGUGAGAAAGCAGACGUGUGGCAAGGCUGAGAAUGACGAAUGGGCAUCUGUAAAUAUGUAAACUGUACGUUCAAACCCUGGUGUAUAAUGAUGUCAUAUUACUUCAUGGUCGUGUUACUGUUUGUGUUACGUGACGUGGAUAAAUAGUUACUGUUAGACUGCAUGGUGAACUAUGUACAAGAAAACUUCCAUAAAUAAACCUAAUUUAAUGAA